CAUUACAAUCGGGUUUCUGCAGAAAUUGUCAGAAGUCGUGUACAAAAUGUACAGGAGAAUGCAUUUCGUGUGAAGAUGCUGGGCUUUAUCUAUGCAGUUUUAGUUCUAGUUCCAAUGCCAAUAUGGGGUUUCUAUGUCCCUGGUGUUGCCCCAGUGGAGUUCAAGAGAGGAGAUGUGGUGGAAGUGAAGGCUGUUAAAAUGACAAGUGUGAAGACUCAGCUUCCAUACGAAUACUAUUCUUUGCCUCUUUGCUAUCCGCAAGCUGGCAUUUUUUACAAAGCAGAAAACCUUGGGGAAGUCCUGAGGGGUGACAGAAUUGUCAACACACCAUACCAGGUUCAGAUGGACAUCAACAAAGGAUGCGAAGUUCUGUGUAAUCUUCCUGAUCAGCCUGUUUCCAUCAAAGAGAAAGACAGCCACACUCUCGCUAGUCGUAUCAGGAACCAAUACUACGUUCAUUUACUUGUCGAUAACUUGCCAGUUGCUACAAAGUUUCAACUCCUUGAUACCGGUGAAGUGCAGUAUGAGCACGGCUAUAAGAUAGGCUUUGUCAAAGAUAAUAAAGUUUAUAUCAAUAAUCAUCUCAAACUGAUCCUGAAAUACCACACCGAGGACUCUGAGACUUUCCGAGUUGUUGGAUUUGAAGUUGAACCAAAGAGUAUCAAAUAUGGAGAGCUAAAAGUCAAGGAGGGAAAAUGUACAGUUGACCCUCCAACUAAGGCUAUUCAGCCCCAGGAGAUCAUUGAUAAAGCUGAGAACAAAGUAAUGUUCUCAUAUGAGGUUGAGUGGCGACCAAGUAACAUCCGCUGGGCUUCUCGAUGGGAUACCUACCUCGCCAUGAGUGACGUACAGAUUCACUGGUUCUCCAUCAUCAAUUCCGUGGUUGUCGUUUUCUUUUUGGCUGGUAUCUUGACCAUGAUCAUUGUGCGCACACUGAGGAAAGAUAUUGCCAGAUAUAACAAAGAUGAUGAUAUUGAAGACACGCUCGAAGAGACUGGCUGGAAACUGGUUCAUGGAGACGUUUUCAGACCACCUAGGAACAAGAAGUUAUUUGUUGCCAUGAUUGGUGCUGGUCUUCAGAUCUUCUGUAUGGCAUUUAUCACGAUCAUGUUUGCUAUGUUGGGCAUGUUAUCGCCAGCCUCGAGAGGAGCCCUUAUGACAGCUGGACUUUUCCUUUUCGUCUUUAUGGGGCUAAUUGCUGGGUACUUUUCUGCACGAUUGUACAAAACACUGAAAGGACUUGAAUGGAAGAGUGCGGCACUCUGGACUGCUACUCUGUACCCAUCGUUUAUGUUUGGAUGUUGUCUCUUCUUAAACUUUUUCAUCUGGGGAAAACAUUCUUCUGGAGCUGUACCAUUCACCACCAUGCUGGCUCUACUUUGUAUGUGGUUCGGCAUCUCUCUACCACUAGUAUUCCUCGGGUAUUUCUUCGGCUAUAGAAAGCAGCCGUAUGAACAUCCUGUGCGAACAAAUCAAAUUCCGAGACAAGUACCAGAUCAGAUGUGGUACAUGAGCCCUCUCUUGGGCACUCUCCUCGCUGGAAUUCUACCAUUUGGAGCAAUGUUUAUCGAAUUAUUUUUCAUCUUUACCGCUAUCUGGGAGAAUCAGUUCUACUACCUGUUUGGUUUCCUGUUUCUCGUCUUCAUCAUCUUGAUCAUCUCCUGUUCUCAGAUAUCAAUUGUUAUGGUCUACUUUCAACUAUGUGGAGAGGAUUACCACUGGUGGUGGCGAUCCUUCAUUGUAUCUGGCGGAUCGGCAUUCUAUGUGUUUGCGUAUUCCAUAUUCUACUUUAUAACCAAGCUCGAAAUCACAGAAUUCAUUCCAACACUGCUCUACUUUGGCUACACAUUGAUCAUGGUUUUCACGUUCUGGUUGUUGACCGGCACUAUAGGCUUCUACGCGGCGUACUUCUUCAUCAGAAAAAUCUACGCCGCAAUCAAGAUUGACUGAUUCACAGGACAUGAUAUUGGAUGUGUUUGAACUUUAUGAUGGAUUGAGAUGCUAGUCCAGUGGGGCGCAGGUUGUUUAAGUGAGUUGUGAUUGCGUACGUCGCUCUAGCAGUCGAGGAACAAAGAAUAAUCAAUAUAAUAAAAACAUGAUUUAACCUGUGUAGGAAGUGUCAUCGUUACCGAGGAGAAGGGACAGCACGGGGCCAGUAGUAAAUGGUUGUGGGACUGGACAUAGGGACCUAGGCAAAAUAUUAGAUGAAUCAUUGAGGAGUCUGAGCUAUCCAUCAGUAAAGAUGGAACUAACACUUUUUAGAUAGUGGUCGGGUCAUCUACACUUCUUCUGGGAGAUGUAUUUUUUGCUCUAUGAAUAAAGUUAGGCCAAACCAUAGAGAUUCUCUGCUAAUAUUAUCCAGUCCGAGAUUUUCUAUGAGAUGUAAUCUCUAUUUUUUUCUCUAAGUCCGAAGCUUAAGUUAUUUGUAUUUAUUGUGCAGAAUUCACUGGUAAAGCAACCGAACAAGUGGCAAGGGUGGAAUCAAUGUCAUGCUGACAUACCUGCGUAAUGUUUGGAUUCCUAGUUGGCUGUUGGGUCAAAAGUUGUCAAGCCUUUCGAAAUUCACUUUUAGAAUAAUUUUUCAGGGAAAAUGACAAUUGAGACAGCUUGGCCAAAUUAUCCGGACCGUAAAGGUAGCUUGUUAAAAUAAAAUUGUACUGUUGUGUUAUAGAAUUGACUAAUGAUCUGAUCCACCACUUGACAAAUGUCUUGCUUGAACUAUCUUGUGUGUCCAAUGUCUGAUAAGGUUGGUGUUUUCUUUUAUUGCUUCCUGUAUGGUAUUUCAUUGCAGACUUUGCUCCUGUGAUUUGGAAUGGAUUGUAAAUGAAGCAAUGUCAUUGCAGGCAAUGCUCCUGCCAUUAGGAAUGGACUGUGAAUGAAGCUAUGUCAUUGCAGGCAAUGCUCCUGCCAUUAGGAAUGGACUGUGAAUGAAGCUAUGUCAUUGCAGGCAAUGCUCCUGCCAUUAGGAAUGGACUGUGAAUGAAGCUACUUCAUUGCAGGUCAUGCUCCUGCCAUUAGGAAUGGACUGUGAAUGAAGCUACUUCAUUGCAGGUCAUGCUCCUGCCAUUAGGAAUGGACUGUGAAUGAAGCUACUUCAUUGCAGGUCAUGCUCCUGCCAUUAGGAAUGGACUGUGAAUGAAGCUACUUCAUUGCAGGUCAUGCUCCUGCCAUUAGGAAUGGACUGUGAAUGAAGCUACUUCAUUGCAGGUCAUGCUCCUGCCAUUAGGAAUGGACUGUGAAUGAAGCUACUUCAUUGCAGGCAAUGCUCCUGCCAUUAGGAAUGGACUGUGAAUGAAGCUACUUCAUUGCAGGUCAUGCUCCUGCCAUUAGGAAUGGACUGUGAAUGAAGCUACUUCAUUGCAGGCUAUGCCCCUGCCAUUUUGAAUGGAUUGUAAUUGAAUGUGUGCUCACAGUAUGUGGCGCCUACAGGCCUUUCAGCUUUCAUUCAGUUCUUUUCACUCAAGUGACUUUUAAAGAAAUGGCAUUUAGAUUCUUCCUAGUCGGCACCAAUGUACUGUUUCAAAGUUUCUACACAGGGUAGUUCUUCGACACUAAAAAAUGUGACCUAACAUUCAAACAGCAUUUUGUGUACAGUUUUGGAUGUGUAUUUGUAUGGCCUUCUCAACAGGCACUCUGAAAUAUUUAUUAGUAACAGUUAAGCAGAAUAAGGGCUCAAACAUGUAACUUGAUGUAAAUAGAAUAAUGUACACAUGUAUGUAUUGUAAAUAGUAUGACAAAUAUAUAUAUGCUGCAGCUGAUUAAAGGAGGCAUCUGCCCCAACAUACAGCGAGUGCUCAAUUAAGUGAGGGACAGAGCCAUUUCUACCAAACCAGACUUUGAGUAAAAGCCAAUCUGGCACUUUAGCAAAAUGCUUCUGUAAGUCGUUAAUAUUGUGCCAGAAGAGAAGACUUGGCCUUACCAAUUUUCCUGUCUUGAAGUGAAUAGGCCGUUGCAGGCACUAAUUCAACCAAAGAUCAAAUCCAAAGCUAACUUGGCACAUUCUGUAUUUUGAAAUCUGGUGACGACAGUGUCAUUAUCUGUAACACAGGUUGUCACUGAUAUGUACUACUCACUUACUGUGGCACAGUUUUGUUAAAAGAUCUCUUUGUCACCUGCAUUGGUGUUGGAAGUUUAAUGAGCAGGAGAGGAUAAGAAAGGUCAAAUUCUCAAAUCAGAGUUGACCAUGUAUAAUGACUUUCCCUGCGAUUUCUUCACAAUGACCAGUACUGAACCAUAUCUUGUUACAGCUUACUGUUGCUCAUAGUAUUCAAUACAAUGUACAUGUAUGCACUGAUUGAAAAGUGUCGUUUCUUCCAUUGUUUUAUGGGAUUGUCUCCAAAAAGACUGUAUUAGAUGUUUUGUUAACUAACGUUUGGGAAUUUGUUCAACAAUAUCUAAUUGUUUGAGUUUGUAUUGUAAUUAUUAAUCUCAAGUAAUACCAGGUAAGUUGUUAUGACUGCAGUAGCUUUUACUGUUCCUAAGUCUCUUUCCUUCUGUAACUUCCUUUGUUCCUCUGCAACAACUUGAACUUUUCAAGGUAGAUAACUAUAAAUUGGUAUAAAGGUAUCUGGUUCAAGUGCAAGCAUUUUGGAAAUGAUGUACUGUACACACGUGUACUUAAUAAUUAAUGAUGCAGGACAAAUGCUUUAUUCUGUAGAAGUAAAGUCGAUGUGCACGAAGUUCGUAUAAA
This is a messenger RNA of Lineus longissimus, 4690 nucleotides long. RefSeq names its product transmembrane 9 superfamily member 4-like. Gene Ontology annotation, biological process: protein localization to membrane. The record is from RefSeq and is a predicted model, not a curated record. The transcript is spliced from 16 exons. NCBI's taxonomy places the organism in Eukaryota, Metazoa, Nemertea, Pilidiophora, Heteronemertea, Lineidae. Gene Ontology annotation, cellular component: membrane. The coding region runs from base 76 to 1950 and encodes 624 amino acids.